Messenger RNA from Ichthyophthirius multifiliis, 1591 nucleotides. RefSeq lists its product as hypothetical. The transcript has 8 exons. NCBI's taxonomy places the organism in Eukaryota, Ciliophora, Oligohymenophorea, Hymenostomatida. Gene Ontology annotation, biological process: outer dynein arm assembly; cilium movement. The record is from RefSeq and is a predicted model, not a curated record. Gene Ontology annotation, cellular component: cilium.
AUAUUAAUGCUGAACAAACAAGAAAUAACAAUAUAUAAAUAAUAGAAUCAUUAAAAAAAGAAAAUAAAGAACUCAAAACGUUAAGAGAUGAAUUAAUAGCAAACAAACGAGCUUCGACACCUGGAUUGGCAAAAACUCAUGGAAGUUUUGUAUCAUGGUCAGGAGAUAUAAUGGAUGAAGUUAAAAAAUAAAAAUAAAAAAAAAUAUAUAAUAUUUUAAGAAUUAUUGGAGAAGAAAAUAAGAUGAUGCUAAACACUUAACAAAACUAAAAAAAUCAUAAUUAUUAUAACUCUAAGAUAAAUUAAAUGAAGUAUCAGACAUAAAAUUUGGAGUAAUAGAAGAAUCUCCUUUAAUGAGAUAGAUAAGAAUCCUUGAAAAUAGAUUAGAUAAAGUAAUGAUUAAAUUCAACGAAGCCUAAUCUAUUAAAAAAACAUAUGAAUAAAUCGUAAAAAGAUUAAAAGAAGAGAGAGUUGGAUAUGAUAAUUAAUUAGCAGCAAUUGAGCGUUCCUUAAAAGGAAAAGAACAUGAUUUUGAAGAGCUUUUAUUAUUAGCUCAUGAUGCUACUCAUGCAAAAGAACUCGCAUCAGCAGAAUUAAAGAAAUAUAAUCAUAAAAAAGCUAAUGUCUAAGAAUUAAGAAAAGCUUAUAUUGAUGAAAAAAAGAAAGCAAUAGAAUAAAGAGAAGCAGUAAUUUAAAGAAUCGAAAAGAAAGAUAAAGACAAUGAAGAUAGAAAUUAAGAAAAAUCUUAAAUCUAUAACUUAAAUGAAAAUAACUAAAAUAAAGAUUAAUCUAACUUAUAAGAUACAACAUUUUAAAAAUAAAAAUUAUUAGAUUAUGAAGAAGCUUUUAGAAAAUUAUAUGAAGCAACAGGUGUAACAGAUGUAAAUGAAAUAAUUUAAAAAUUUACAACUUAAGAUGAAACAUCUAGAUCUUUAAAUGAAUUAAAAUAAGAAUACACAGAUAAAAUCGAAGAACAAAUAAAACUUAGAAAUGAAAUUAAAAAAAGUCUAAAUCAUAUAAAAUAUGAAGGUAAUGAUAAUCCUAAUAGAAAGCAAAUAGAUGAAAUCGAAAAAAAUGUUAAUAAUGCAUCUAAUAAGUGUGAAAAAUCUAAACUUAAAUAUGAUAGAGUUUCUAAAAUAUUAGUUAAUGUAAAAGCAGGUAUUGAACAUUUAUAUGAAAGAUUAGAGUUUUAUAGACUUGAAGGAAAACCAAAUAUUAUAGUUACUGAUGAAACUUUAGUUGAAGGAUUAGCUUAAAUUACUGAAAAAAUGAAACUUAUUUAUUAACCAGUCAAAAAUGAUCCUAAUUAUAAUCCUAAUGACUUCAAACAAACUAGUAAAGGUGUUUCUAAUUACAUUAAUUUAAAUUUAUUAAACAAAACUGGUAAAAUUGAAAGUAUAAGUAGAAACAUUAGAGUUAAAUUACCUGAAAAAGAUGAAGAUGAAGUUUCUAAUGAUGAAAUGGAUGAUGAUAUUGAUGUUGAAACGACAACAAAAUUAAAACAAAAAUAUUAAGCUUAAUCUAAAUAAGAUAAAUAAUCUAAAAGUAAACAAAAAAAAUAAAAUAGUAGUAAUGUAUAAGGAAGAAAAUGA